Molecule: messenger RNA, 2094 nt
Organism: Vombatus ursinus (common wombat)
Lineage: Eukaryota; Metazoa; Chordata; Mammalia; Diprotodontia; Vombatidae
Gene: CPA3
Product: carboxypeptidase A3
Exons: 11
Coding region: 1-1257 (418 amino acids)
Biological process (GO): proteolysis
Molecular function (GO): zinc ion binding; metallocarboxypeptidase activity
Source: RefSeq, a predicted model, not a curated record
AUGAAGUUUAUGCUACCCCUGACGCUGAUUGCCUCCACUCUAGCCAUCGCAACCAUACGCCACUAUGACAGGGAGAAGGUGUUGAGGGUGAGGCCCCAGGAUGAAAAACAAGUGAGCAUCAUAAAGCACUUGGCUGACACUUAUCUGCUCGACUUCUGGCAUCCUAGUUCUGCUCACGAUGUCAUACCUAAAAUGGAUGUGGACUUCCACGUUGGUGAAGAUCAGUUCCAACACAUCCAGGAUACUCUGGAGAAAAAUGACAUGCAAUAUGAAGUCUUGAUUUAUGAUCUACAAGAAGAGAUUGAAAAACAGUUUGAUGUGAAAGAUGAUUUUCCUGGCAGACACAGCUACUCAAAAUACAAUGAUUGGAGCAAGAUUGCUGCUUGGACUCAGCUAAUGACAGAAAAGAGACCAGAGCUGAUCUCUCACAUUGAAAUUGGAAAAACUGGAGAAAAUAAUCCCAUGUAUGUUCUCAAGGUUGGGAAAAAGAGUGGACAGAGAAGGGUCAUUUUCAUGGACUGCGGCAUUCACGCAAGAGAGUGGAUUUCUCCUGCCUUCUGCCAGUGGUUUGUCUAUCAGGCAGCCAAAACCUAUGGGAAAAACAAAAUUAUGACAAAGCUCCUAGACAGAAUGAAUUUUUAUGUCCUUCCUGUGUUCAAUGUUGAUGGCUACAUCUGGAGUUGGACAAAGGACCGAAUGUGGAGGAAAAACAGAGCAAAGACUUCCAACCCCAAUUGCAUAGGCAUUGACCUCAAUAGGAAUUUUAACGCCUCAUGGGACUCUCAGCUUGGGACAAACAACCCUUGCUGUGAAAUCUAUAAGGGAAAGGCACCAGAGUCUGAGAAAGAAACCAAAGCUGUGGUUAACUUCAUUCGAAGCCACAUUGAUUCAAUUGAAGCCUAUGUGUCGAUCCAUGCCUUUUCCCAGAUGCUCCUGUUUCCCUAUGGAUACACUGAAGUCCCAGUACCGAAUAAUGAGGAACUGUAUAAAAUUUCCAGAAUUGCCACAGAAUCUUUAGCAACUCUAUAUGAAACACAAUAUGUCUAUGGACCCAUUGCAACAACAAUUUACCCAACCUCAGGCUCGUCUGUAGACUGGGCUUACGAUAUGGGCAUCAAGCGUUCAUUUGCUUUCGAACUCCGAGAUAAAGGCAGAUAUGGUUUUCUCCUCCCAGAAUCUCAGAUAAAGGCAACCUGCAAAGAGACCAUGUUGGCUGUCAAAUCUAUCGCCAAAUAUAUCCUCAAGCAUCCUUUAUAAACAUUUUCCCAUUCUAUAAUAAGCCAAUUAAUUCCCUUUUCAUUGUAAUGAAUAUAUAUAACUUCCGUAAUACUCAAGUUAGCCCUUAAUGAAUUAUCUUCCUUGCCUGGAAAAUUCUCAUCCUUAAGUCUUCAUAACUCCAUUCAACUAAUUCCUUUAUUCAUUCUCUCACUAACCCAGUUAGCUUUUGCUUGCCAUAGUACACAGCCUAACAAAGGGAGUUGAAUCAAGAAAAACAAAGAUCCUUUGAUCCCUUUCCCUGCUAAAGAUAAAGCACAGUCAAAAAAGAAAGAGCUGUCCUUUAGCAUUCUGCAAAGUUGAUUGUUUGAUAGUGUUUGUAUAUUACUGCUUUAAACUAGUCUAGGAGGGCCUGCGGUCCCUCUAUGGAGUGGGUUCCAGAAAAAAAAAAAAUUAGAUUCAGAGAUUGUUUGAGUUGUCCAUGACCUUAGAAAUCAUUUAGUCUAAUCUUUUCAUUUUACCAAUGAGGAAAUGGAAGUCCAAAAACGUGAAGCCAAUUGCCAAAUCAUGUAGCUAAUUAGUGGUAGCAAAUCUCACAUUCUUUCUCAGAGCCCUUAAUACCUAGUCAAAGUGUGUCUUUCCACUCCUCCUGAAUCACAUUUUCCCAUCAUAGUCUCAUUAUCACAUUGCAAAUUUUCAGAACUUCAAAAAUGCCUGUAUAUUCCCUUCUUCCUCCCUACCAAAAAAAAAUGCUAAAACUUAAAAAGAUACAUCUACAAUUUAAGAUUCUUAUUAAGUUGUGCUUUCAUUCAUAAUUCAAAAUUGACUAUAUAUUGUAUCAUGCUGUUAAGAAUUACCUGUGGAACUCAAACUCUUAUA